This is a messenger RNA of Aspergillus aculeatus ATCC 16872, 462 nucleotides long. RefSeq lists its product as uncharacterized. Lineage: Eukaryota; Fungi; Ascomycota; Eurotiomycetes; Eurotiales; Aspergillaceae. The coding region runs from base 1 to 462 and encodes 153 amino acids. The transcript is spliced from 2 exons. The record is from RefSeq and is a predicted model, not a curated record.
AUGGGAAUCCAGGCGCCAUCCAAGGACGUCGACCUCUCGGCCCUAACAUUAGAGGUGAUCGAAAGCCACCAUAUCCGUCUGAAUGCGACUGCCGCACAAGCGGCGUUGAAUAUCAUGUCCGUUAGCGCUUCGAGAACCCACUCGCUGUUCAGAGAAAUGCUGUCACCCGUCGAGGAAAAUGGAUCCGUUAGUUACACCGGCACGGAGUGGGCUGUGAGCUCGCGAGUGGCGCUGCCGCGGAGUGUGAGCUUGUGCUCGCAGAGCGUGCGGACGAAGAUGAUCGCGAUCGACCAUGCUCUUGAGGUUCGCGCAAAGUUUCGGGAUCGGAAUGGGCGGUUGUUCGAUGCGUACAUUGCGAUCAGUAUCCCGUUCUCGAUAUAUGACUCCUCGGGUUGUGGGGCUGGAUGGGAGCAUUUGCGAAAAGGUUCUGGAGUAAGGCACGUGUCCGCCUCCAACGUAUGA